Messenger RNA from Paramecium octaurelia, 2953 nucleotides. NCBI's taxonomy places the organism in Eukaryota, Ciliophora, Oligohymenophorea, Peniculida, Parameciidae. The record is from the annotation of a GenBank genome assembly.
AUGAAUUAAAAUCAAGAGAUUGGGUUUCUAUUACCAGACGGGACCACUUAAAAUAUUAAAAUUCAAAACAAUAACAUAGUUUUUUAUAGAAGUAUUUCAAAAUGUAAAAUUUUCUUUUUAUUUUAGAGUUGAGAUUAAAUUGUCCCGAAGAAUUUGUUGCAGUAUGUGAUUUAAAGAAAAACGAACUGAUUAGCAAAUUCAUUCAUAGGUAUUUUCUUCAUCUCAUACAAAAGGUUGGAACCAAAUUGCAUUUAUAAAUUAUUCAAUAUGUAAUAAGCAUUUGCCAUAAUCUAACAUAAAGACUAAGAAAUAAAAGAAUAAAAAGAAGAAUGUACAAAAUUAAGUAAGAGAGCCAAGGAAGAAAACGAUGAUAUUAAAGCUAGAUUAGAUUAAGAAGUGAAGAAUUUAGAAGCAACUAAAACUCAAUCAGAUAAAAAAAUUAAUGAUCUUAAUUAAAAAAUAAAUGAACUUAAUUAGAAAAUAAAAGAAAUCGAUCCAAAACUAUCAGAAGCACAAAAUAAAAUAAAGGAAUAAUUAUAAGAUUUAGAACGGGCAAGGUAUGAUUUAAAAUAAGCAAAUUCAAAGCAAGAAGUUUGGAAGCAAGAUAUGGAAAAUAAAUCGAUAGCAAAAGAUGCUAAAAUUUAAGAAUUAACAAAUUAGUGUAUGCAAUAAGAUGCUUACAUUUAAAGUUUGAUCAAUUAAUUGAAGUAAGAAAGAAUGAAUGUUGCUUAAGUUUAAGAAGCUUGCAAUACCAAAUUUUUGGCAUAGAUGUAAUAAUGGCAAUAAUACUUUGUUUAAUUAGACUCUGAAAAAAAAUAAAGAGAAAUUGAAACUUAAGAAAUAAUUAGAAAAAAAUAAGAUUUAGAGGCAGAAGUGAAGAAAUUAAAAAAGAAGUUAGAGGAUGAGGAAUCUAAUAAGAAGUCGGAAAUAGAUUCAUUAUAAAAUGAAAAAUAGAAUUUAAGUUAAUAAAUUUAUAGAUUAAGAAGUUAGAUAACUGAAACAGAGACUAAAUCUGCAUAACAAAAGCGAUAAUUAGAAGAUGAAAAAUCACAAGAAAUUGCUUCAUUAAAAGAUCAAUUGGAUAGAGCCAAUAAUAAAUAGAAAAAUUUAGAAAAAAAAUACAGAUAGUAUAAUGAUGAAAUGGAAAGAGAAAUUUAGUAAAAAUAGAACAAUGGGUAAGUGAAGGAAGAAGAGAUCCAAUUGUUAUUAAGAUAAAUUCAAGAAGAAAAAGAUUAAAAUGAAAAAUUAAGUGACGAAAUUGAGGUGCUUUAAAAAAAAAAUACUGAUUUAUCAUAGAAUCUAAAUAAUCGCAACAAUCUUUAUAGAGAUUUAGAUUUUAAAGCAAGUAAUCUAGAAGAAAAAUUGAAAUCUGUCUAGGAUGAGUCAAAAAGAGAGUUGACCUAAAAAAAUGAGAAAAUAGAAGAAUUAAAGGUAGAAUAUUAGAACAUUUUAAAUAAAAAAGAUCAAGAACUCUAGGGAUUCAUCAAGAAGCAAGAAGAAGUUGAAGAAGAUUUAAAAAAAAAAAUAAAGAAUUUAUAAAAGGAAAUUGAAAAAUUAUAAGAAGAUUUGGCCAAAAUAAUGAAAGAGAAACGAGAAAUCGAAGAAGAUGCAGUCAAAGAAAGAUAGAAUCUUUAAAAAUAGAUUGGUGAAGCCGAUAUAAUGAUGUUAUAGAAAGAUUAAGAACUUGUAGCAAUAUAGAAUUCAGCUGCUGUGCCUGCUUAUUAAUUUAGAAUAUAACGAUUGGUAGAAUAAGUGCCAAGAGAAUACAAUAAAGAUAUAGAAUUUGCAAUAGAGACUAUGAUGUUGGACAAAGUAAAUCCAGAGGCUUUUCUAAAAACUAAUUAAGCAUAAUGUGUAGAGCUAAAUUUUAAGUUGAAUCAUGUUCAGAUAUUAAAAGCAAAAGCAGAUAAAACCCUAUAUAAUAUCAGUGAUUAGGAUUACAGGUAAUGUGUAAAGAUUGUUCCUAUUGGAAAUAUGACAGGUAUUCAAUGUUUCGCUCCUGUUAAGUCAAGCGAUACAUCUUUAGAUCGAUAUUUCUUUUUGAAAUGCUUAAAAUGUGCUGAGAAAAAACAAUUUGAAGGCAAAAUCUUCGGCAUAAAGCAAUUUAAAAAAUAAGACCUUGAGGAUUUAGAGACACUAGAAACAGCAACUGACAAUUGUAUGUCUACAGUCAUUGCUUAAGAAUUCAUGAGACAAUUUGUAUAAGAAUUAACUGAAAAAAAGGUGAAAGUAGAAUUUGACUUCAAAUUUAAAGAUUAAUUUAUUAUUGAAGCAAAAAAGGAUUUUAAGCAAUAUUUAUAAGAAUCAAUUAAAGGGUAAUAACUUGUGCUUUAAAAUGAAGGCAUUAAAAAUUAUGUAGAAUUUGUAGAAGCUUUGGAUGGCGAGUAAUCCAAUGAAUUUUACGAUUAUACUAGAGAAUACUAGUUGGAUAAAAAGCAACCUAGAGAUGGAAACAUUAUUUUAGCAUUUUUGGAAUUUCACAAAGAAAAGAAACUUCAGGACAUCUAUAAAAAGUUUAACCCAGAAACCAUUAGAAAACAGUUGGGCCAUUUUAUUGAUUUUAUAGGAGGAAAUAUGAAAGAAAUGCCAUAAAAACUUGUAAUAUUGAUUUAUAUUAAAAUAGUGUUAUGCCAUUUAGGAAAUCGAAGUAUAACCAGAUUUCAUUAAAUACAAUGGAGGACAUUUGAAAUUUAAUGAUAGUCCUUAGGGUAAAUUCUUAUCUGCGUUCACAUAUUAUUCCAUUGUCAAGAGUUAAAGAUAGCUUUGCAUUUCUCAUAUGUAAGGAGCAAAGAAUCAGUUAUAUGAUCCUAUGGUUUCAACUUACGAUGGCUUUUUGGAUAAAAUGGAUUAAGGAUAUAAUGAAAUAAGAACUAUUGAAUCUAAGUUUUUAUCUGAACCCAACCUUAACAAAGGAAUAGACUUUUUGAAAGCAUUAGGUAUAAAGUGGAAUUGA